Molecule: messenger RNA, 2856 nt
Organism: Etheostoma cragini (Arkansas darter)
Lineage: Eukaryota; Metazoa; Chordata; Actinopteri; Perciformes; Percidae
Gene: ajuba
Product: ajuba LIM protein
Exons: 9
Coding region: 226-2415 (729 amino acids)
Biological process (GO): response to hypoxia; negative regulation of hippo signaling; cytoskeleton organization
Cellular component (GO): P-body; nucleus; adherens junction
Molecular function (GO): transcription corepressor activity
Source: RefSeq, a predicted model, not a curated record
GUUUUUUUUAAAAAGCUUUGUGCUAGUUUCAAGGCCAGUUUUUAAUUUUGUAGUAAGAAUUUGGAAGCUGCCAUUUCAUCUGUUGUAGUUAGAACUGUAGAGUUACUUGAACAUGUUUAGUUCUGCUGUAUAUCUACCCACACUGUAUUGAGCACAUUAAUCUGUAAUUUAAACGGGGAGGGGUAUCACUUGACUUUGCUCAGACAGACACCAAAAGGCUUCAUCAUGGACAGGCCAAUAAGCAAGUUAUUGGAGAAGUUAAAGCUAACUGACUCAGGCAGUGCAAAAUUCAACAGUUCAAAGAAAAAACAUGACUCUGCCAACAACUCUAAUAACAGCAACGCCAACACUGGCAUCUCCGGAGGCGGCGGCGGGGGCAGCAGUCUACCACCCGCUCCCAGCACUGCAGCUGCCUCGCCCUCAAGACCCGGCCAGUUCUCGCUUGCCUCUGCAACCACAAACGAUGCAUGUGUUCCAGCGAAUGGGAGAGGAGGAGGAGGAGGAGGAGGGGGGAUGGGAAUGCCUCCCUCUCAGCUCCUCACCCCACCGUCGUCUUCCACCACGGUGAGCGCCGUACCUCAAGAUGGCGAGCAGCCUCUUCACCCUUCCACCUUGGCACCACUGAGGCGUCGCUCCCCCCAGCAGCGUGCUUCUUGUUACCUGGGUGAAGGCAUGGAUUCCCACCUGAGGCGUGAGUCCGGCCUGGGCCCUGAGUGUGACCCUCAGGGAGCGUUUGGCUCCAAGGCGUCCCUCAAUCAACGCCGCUACUCCCUGGAGAUCCAGCAGCUGGUCAAACGACAGCAGCUCCUCUCCCAGCCGCCGCCUCUCUCUGUUCCUCCACCGUACCCUGCCUCCAUGGGCUACGGGUCGGCCCCCAGAUGUGGUGGAGGCGGCCUGGCAGAGCCUGGCUACCUCGCAGAGUCUGAUAGGCACAAACGUUACUCUCUCCAGGAGGCUAUGUUCUACCAACGCCUGAGCAUGGGCAGUGAACUGUGGGAGAGCAACAGACCUGCAUCCCUCUCUCAUCCACCACAUCGCACAUCCGAUGUGACCGGAGGUGGUGUCGGAGGCUUCUUUUAUCCCUCAGGACCCACUCUGAGCCCAUGCUCGUCAUUCAGCCUCCAGGAGUCACUGCUGGUCAGCCCCAGGUCCAGCUUUGCCUCCAGCACGGCCAGUGGCGGCGGAGGAGGAAGCCCCAUGGGGAGCCGCUGCAGCAGCAACCGGACCAGUGGCAUCAGCCUGGGCUAUGACUCUCGUUACUCCGCCUCAGGAGGCCUCCCCCCACAGCAGCAGUCACCCUCCAUGCAGACAGGGGGCUCUGCAGCUGGUUAUGGAGCUCCAAGCAGGGCCGGUAUGACCCCUGUGGAGGCCUGGGCACAAUACCCGGAGGGAGGGAUGCGUCAAGGGGCAUAUGAUAGCCGACACUCCUACCCACCUGCUGUUGGAACUCCAGGAGCAGCGUGCUACCAGGCUGGUCCAGAGUGGUGGGAAGAGCAGCAGGCUGGAGUUAGAGGCAAAGAGGGGCUGGUUAUGGGAGACAGGGCUCGAUACUCAGACCUGCCUGGCACCCGGUACCAGGAAGAGCUCACUCGACUUCUACUGAGAGAUGCUGCACUGGCAGGUGGCGGGCACCUGGAGGGCUUGAUGCUGAAAGAUCAGUCCCUGGCCCUGACAGCUCUUUCCAAACCGAGCAUGACAACACUGGGGCCUUGCUCAGCUGGAGGGCCGGUUAAACCUCAGGAAGAUCCAGGACUCGGAUCUGGAAGGGAGGCCAUGGAGAACCGCCAGGAGUUUUUUGGAACCUGUGUAAAGUGUGGGAAAGGCGUGUACGGGGCAGAUAAUGCCUGCCAGGCUCUGGAUAGCCUCUAUCACACACGCUGCUUCACCUGUGUGUCCUGUGGACGCACCCUGAGAAACAAGGACUUCUACAAUGUCAAUGGCUCUGUGUAUUGUAAAGAGGAUUACAUGUUUUCAGGAUUCCAGGCUGCUGCUGAGAAGUGUAGUGUGUGUGGCCACCUUAUCCUUGAACAGAUCCUGCAGGCUAUUGGGAACUCGUACCAUCCCACCUGUUUUCGCUGUAUGGUGUGCUCCAAGGCUCUGGAUGGGGUACCCUUCACCGUGGACCAUCAAAGCAAAAUCUACUGCGUGGCAGACUACAACAAGACUUUUGCCCCAAAGUGCGCCGCCUGUUUACAACCCAUCUUACCUACUGAGGGCAGUGAAGAGAUCCUCAGGGUCGUGUCUAUGAACAAGGACUAUCACUUUGAGUGCUACCACUGUGAGGAGUGUGGUAAGCAGCUCUCUGAUAAGCCUGGCUCGCAGUGCUUCCCUCUGGACUCUCAUCUCCUCUGCCACUCCUGUCACAUGAGCAGAGCGUGCUCCACACACAACAUUCCCUCUCCCAACACACAUUGAUCCGCACCUACGCAGCUGAGGAUGUUUUGAAAAAGCUGGUCUUAAUGUGCGGUCAUUCUCCAAUGUGCUUUUGCUCAGUCAUGCGACUUUUUCUGAAGAUUUAACUGCUAAUAUUGAGAAAUGUCCACUGAUUCACUUUUGUUUGGAACCUUUUGUCACAUGUACUGCCUGCUGUACUUCUUGUACUAUUACUGUACCAUAGUUAUAAGGGAAUGGAAAAGAAACUACUGCUUUUUUUUUACCCCAAUGUGGCUACUGUUUGCUGUAGAAGAACAAGGGAUUUUGCUUAACUGUUUUGUGUAUAUAUAUUAUUGCUAGCAAACAUUUUGCACUUAAAUUUGACUUUACUGUAAGAAAAUUGUUACAUGAAGCUGUACAAUUUGGGGAAAUUCAUUACUGUAAUUUCUGUUGUAAUAAAUAUUUUCAUUUGUGUUCAAAUAA